Symbiodinium sp. CCMP2592 is the source of this 1296-nucleotide messenger RNA. The record is from the annotation of a GenBank genome assembly. NCBI's taxonomy places the organism in Eukaryota, Dinophyceae, Suessiales, Symbiodiniaceae.
AUGAGGCAGCUUAGGUGUAACUUUCAGUUUCAGCUCGAAAACAAAGCGGCCACUGUGCAGCACAGCAAUACUUCCAAGAGUGGGCCCAGGACCGCGUUGAAGAGCAAGCCAGCUCAGCCAGCUCAAAGAGAUCCCUGGGCCGAGUGGGAAACGCGAUGGUCUGAAGAGUUUCGACGCUUUGAGGACAUGGAGCGCUUGAGGCAGCGGCGGAGUUACGAGGCGCAAUAUGCCGAAGAGCGCGAGAGGGAGGCAGGGAUACCAUCCUCCAUCCUCGUGGAGAAGGAGCGAGCCGCUGACCAGUCGGCAAAAAACUCCUACAGAAAGCCCCAGCAGCAGCAGCAGCAUCAGCGACGGACACCAGACCCCCCGAAGAAGGAGCCGAAGUCGACUGGCUGGUUGCCGCCUAGGGCCCCGCAACCAGAGCCGGCUGCAAAGGCAUCCGCAGGUCGGUCUUUCGCCUCCUUCGCGGAGUUCGCCGCUGCCUGGCAGGCCUUCGAGCAGCGACUGUCGUCAGGAAGCCAGAAGGGUCUGCUCACCGCUGUGGAGAUUCCGUGGCCGCACUCUUUGCCCUCUGUCUCUGGUGUGUUGGCGUCUGAUGCCACGGCAGAUAUCAAAAAGAAGCUUCGGACGGCGCUGAUCCGGUGGCACCCGGACAAAUGGGCCCCCAUCCUCGAGCACGUGGUCGAAGCACAGCGUGGAGAUGUUCUGUCCAGAGUGAAGGAGGUGCUCGGAGGUGCUUCGGUGCUACGGCUUGGAUUUGAGACAGAACAGUUCCGAAGUGGGUGGAGGAUGCAGGAGGAUCACCAGGGCUGGGUUGAGGGCCUUUUGCUUCACCAGAUCGAAUCUUCAGACCAGAACCCCAGGCGCUUUGGCCAGGCUUGGUGGGCGUCCUGUGCAAAGCGCGGUUUGCGCGUCACAGCGCUGUACAGCAAUGCUUUGACUGCCGGCUGGCGUGCAAGAAUCCAAAAGAGUCUCGAUGUCUGGACUCAGAGCUGCUUCUUCGACCGUGUGGCCAGCGGCUCCAGCCAUCAGUGGGGAAUUCUCGGAACCAGCGCAGCCAAGGUCGGGUUCCACGCCAUGCAGAUGCUUGCAGUUCUCGGCUUGGUUCUUGCGUGUGCAGUUUCUGCCACUGAUGACAAGGGCACCGCGUUCUUGAAAGAGAAGGAGGCGGAAGAGGGUGUGAUCAAGCUGCCUUCUGGGCUGCUGUACAAGGUGUUGAAGACUGGCACCGGCAUGCACCAUCCCACGAAGUCGACGUCCUGCGAGUGUCACUACAGCGGAACGCUCUGCGGCUGA